UCCGGUCCCCCGGUGCCGGAGCGAAUGACUUACCCCUCCGUGGGGCCGGACCGGGGCUCACGACGAUCCCCGGGAGCCCACAAUCGCGCGGCGUCAGCCAGCGAGCACACCAGCACCAGCACCCCACCCGCCCCCGGGACCAUGGCCACUGACUCGUGGGCCCUGGCGGUGGAUGAGCAGGAAGCGGCGGCCGAGUCGUUGAGCAACUUGCAUCUUAAGGAAGAGAAAAUCAAACCAGAUGCCAAUGGUGCUGUUGUCAAGACCAAUACUAAUGCAGAGAAGACAGAUGAAGAAGAGAAAGAGGACAGAGCUGCCCAGUCCUUACUCAACAAGCUGAUCAGAAACAACCUGGUCGACAACAGAAACCAAGUGGAAGUCCUGCAGCGGGACCCAAACUCCCCGCUCUACUCGGUGAAGUCCUUUGAGGAGCUUCGGCUGAAACCACAGCUGCUUCAGGGAGUCUAUGCCAUGGGCUUCAACCGUCCAUCCAAGAUACAAGAGAACGCACUGCCUUUGAUGCUUGCUGAGCCCCCACAGAACUUAAUUGCCCAGUCUCAAUCUGGUACUGGUAAAACAGCUGCCUUUGUGUUGGCCAUGCUCAGCCAUGUAGAAGCUGCAAACAGAUACCCACAGUGUCUGUGCCUCUCCCCGACGUAUGAGCUUGCCCUCCAAACGGGAAAAGUAAUUGAGCAGAUGGGCAAAUUUUACCCUGAACUGAAGCUAGCUUAUGCUGUUCGAGGCAAUAAAUUGGAAAGAGGUCAGAAGAUCAGUGAGCAGAUUGUCAUUGGCACCCCUGGAACUGUUCUGGACUGGUGCGCCAAGCUCAAGUUCAUUGACCCCAAGAAGAUCAAGGUGUUUGUUCUGGAUGAGGCCGAUGUGAUGAUAGCUACUCAGGGCCAUCAAGAUCAGAGCAUCCGCAUCCAAAGGAUGCUGCCCAGGAACUGCCAGAUGCUGCUUUUCUCUGCCACCUUCGAAGACUCUGUGUGGAACUUUGCCCAGAAAGUGGUCCCAGACCCCAACAUUAUCAAACUGAAGCGUGAGGAGGAGACACUGGACACCAUCAAGCAGUACUACGUCCUGUGCAAUAACAGAGAUGAGAAGUUCCAGGCCUUGUGUAACCUCUACGGGGCCAUCACCAUUGCUCAAGCCAUGAUCUUCUGCCAUACCCGCAAAACAGCCAGUUGGCUGGCAGCAGAGCUCUCAAAAGAAGGCCACCAGGUGGCUCUGCUGAGCGGUGAAAUGAUGGUGGAGCAGAGGGCUGCCGUGAUCGAGCGCUUCCGAGAGGGCAAAGAGAAGGUGCUGGUGACCACCAACGUGUGUGCCCGCGGCAUCGACGUUGAGCAGGUGUCUGUUGUCAUCAACUUCGACCUUCCAGUGGACAAGGAUGGGAACCCGGACAACGAGACCUACCUGCACCGCAUCGGGCGCACUGGCCGCUUUGGCAAGAGGGGCCUGGCUGUGAACAUGGUGGACAGCAAGCACAGCAUGAACAUCCUCAACAGAAUCCAGGAGCAUUUCAAUAAGAAAAUAGAAAAGUUGGACACAGACGAUUUGGACGAGAUUGAGAAAAUAGCCAACUGAGAAGCUCCACCGGUCCCCGGUGCCCAUCCUUGGCGCUCCCCCACAUGGCAGACCAGUGCUUUCACAUAGAGGCCUCAACCGUCACCGUGAAGACGAAGGCACAUGUAGAGAGAAACUACCUACCUCAUUUUAAAUUACGUUUGGACUCAACAGAAAUUGUGCAAAUGAUGGGGGAAGGUAGAAACAAUUGUUGACGCAACUUUUGAAGAUUAGGCGUGAAUACACAGAAAUUUACCUUUUGGAAAUUGUCUUUUUUUUUUUGGCCAGUGUUUUCCCCACUGUUACACUAAUCUAGAUCCUGUGGCUAAUCACUUGCUCAGGAGCUAUCUGGCUGCCCCUGCCUGUCCUUGGGCCCUAGUGGAAGUGACAGAAUAGAGGUGAAGAGGGAACACAGGCCCAACUAGGAUAGGUGUGUAAGCCACCCACCGUGUUUGGAGUAAGGUGUGAGGCGGCAGAGACCUAUGAGCUGCUGCCUUGGAUUCUGAGUGGUGUUAGCGCACUCUGUCCUGAUGCCCACAGCAGAAAGGGAUCUGCUAAGCAUGGACCAAAUGCCAACCGGGGAUCUUUAGCACACACAGGUUUGUGUCACAGGACCGUACCCCGUAUAAGCAACCUGUGUGCAGUGCACAUCUGAUUACUGGUGGUUCCCUUGCUUGUGGGUGACAGAGUCCUAUGAAGAAGUCAUUGUGGAGAAUUAGUGCUGGCUCUAGCUUGCCAUAAAACCUGGUCUUGCAGGCACCUGCUCAUCUUUUUUACAUCCCUACCAUCACCUUAACCUCUUUGUAGCCCCAACCAAAUAAAAGGUGAUCUGAGGUUUGGAUCAUCGUGAAAACUAGUUUCAAGUCACAAAGGGCCAGCUUCAAGGCAGCCUUGGAAGUAAUCUGCAGUAGUCACAAGUGCUUGCUUUGUUUUCAGAUCCCAGAAGGCAAGUUUUGUAAGAGCUGGGGAAUGAGUUCCAAUAUUUGGCAUCUUGACUGUAAAGGGAUACUGACCAUUUGUGGUUAGUGCUUGGAAUACAAACAAGUGCAAGUGAGGGACUAGGUGGACUACCGCCACUCAUCUGUGCAAGGCAGGAGUAACUGCCAAGACCUUUACUCCAUCCUUCCUUACUCGGCAUCUUUGUGCAGAGCAGUUAGAGCAAAUAAUAGCAAUGGACAUUCCUUCAUACCUGGACAAGACUAUUGGUAUCCAUGAGGUGACAGUGCAAAGAUGAGACUGAGGUGCAAAAACAAUAUGCAACCCCAGCCAAAAGGAGUCCUGUUCUUAGACUUUGAUACAGAAUGGCCACUUCCCCUAGGACCAGGCUUGGAAGAGGGGUUUUCUGUGAUGAGAACUACUACAGUCCCAGACCUUCCUUGUGUUUCUGUGUUUUAGGGUUAGAUCUCUCCUAGGAAAGGAAGGGGCCACUACCAGCUUCCGGGCAGUUACCUUAAUCUAACAUUACAGAUACCACAGAGACUGACCAUCCGCCGGUCCUCCACUGGGCACUAGUCUCUAUGCUUUUGGCCAACUCUGACCAACUUUGGGAAUCUUAGAAGAAAUUUAACUGCCCCACUCUCAAAGUCCUAUGGACCUACCCUGAAAUAAAGAGAAACGAAGGCAAUAAUUAAAGGACUAUAAACUCCUCACAAGGCUGCAGGCCAAGCAUACCCACACCUCACAACACAUAAAACCCAUCUACUGAGUAGCCCUAAAGCUGGGCAGGAAAAUGGGAAGGCAGUGCCCCAGUCUUCUCAAUAGUAGGAGGAAAUGGGCAUCUGGCAGAAAUCUAGAUCACCAGUUCUUAAUCUGGGGGAUUGGACCCCACAGAAUUCACUGGGUGGGUUUUGUGGAGUCUGAAGCAUAAGCAGUACUUUGAGUUUAAAUGCAUCUUCCUGGGGAGAAACUCCCAAAGGAGUGUGUGUGCUUUAGAAAGGUAAGACUCACUGUUAUGCAUGGCUCUGGAAUGUGUCCGCAGUGUCGCUGCAGUCCAUGUUCUUUGCCUCCAGUGCUGGCCCCUAGGGCUCAAUGGACCUCAACGGCCUCUGACAUGUCUAGUUCUGAGACGUCGGUGAUGUAAAACGUAUUGAGCGCUCGGUGAACUUCAGGCCCCAGAGUUUCUUCUGCUGUUUUUAGUAAGUUCCUAUAUAUGCAAUGAGAAACUGUGCCCUCGAACACAGAAUUCACUUGGGAAAAGGAGAUUUCAGUCCAAAGAAAGAUUCUGGAUAUGUUUAUUAUCCAUAUACAUAAACAAUGGAUUUUA
This is a messenger RNA of Artibeus jamaicensis (Jamaican fruit-eating bat), 3823 nucleotides long. Its product is annotated as ATP-dependent RNA helicase DDX19B. The transcript is spliced from 12 exons. Gene Ontology annotation, biological process: poly(A)+ mRNA export from nucleus. Gene Ontology annotation, molecular function: RNA helicase activity; ATP binding; RNA binding. Gene Ontology annotation, cellular component: nucleus; cytoplasmic stress granule. The record is from RefSeq and is a predicted model, not a curated record. Bases 25 to 1581 code for a protein of 518 amino acids. NCBI's taxonomy places the organism in Eukaryota, Metazoa, Chordata, Mammalia, Chiroptera, Phyllostomidae.